This is a messenger RNA of Brassicogethes aeneus, 1320 nucleotides long. The record is from the annotation of a GenBank genome assembly. NCBI's taxonomy places the organism in Eukaryota, Metazoa, Arthropoda, Insecta, Coleoptera, Nitidulidae.
AUGUCUGACGACGUUUCGGUACAAUCUCAUGUACCAUCUUCAGGUCUUAUCUGCUGGGCUGCUGUUGCUGCUCUGCUGCGAGUUAGACGUGUAACGUUUAUAAUACAAAGAAUGGAUCAAGAAGGCCCGACAAUAGACUUUGUGAUAUCAACCACAAUGGGUGAAAAGUUGUCGGGAGAGUUUCAGGGUCAUCAGUACCCUGACUGUGGACCGCACAUCUUUACAAGUCAAUUGAAAUCCAACGAAGUGAGCUUGAAUUGGACUUUUCAGGCCAGCGUGGACUACACGAGACCUAAUAUAACUUUUCAGUUGAAAUAUCGCUAUGACAAGUACACCUAUCAAAUUUUAUAUACGUAUCCUAUAAUGGAAGAUUGCCAACUUUAUCUGCGAGAGGAAGAAGCCGAGUUUGGCCACAGAGAUAUACCCCAUACAUCAGACUGCCAAGUGUGGUUUCCGAUUCGCGAAUCGGGUCACGGCCUCGUCAUCGAGUUGUUAAAAUUAAACGUUCCCUGUUCAAAGGGUUACAUUCACUUUUCAGGUCUAAACGUGACCCAGCAUCAGCAUUUUCGCACCCAUAAACAGACGCAGAUCUGCGGAAAGCUCGAGGAACUGCCGGAUUCUGACCGUCAUAUUUACUUUCCAUCCUCGCCUAUGUCACCUUUUAUGCAGGUUCAUGGUUCUCCAAUAUUCAGUUUGAAUUACCAUUUAGUGGAUUACUGUUACAACGUAACGUUUGUAGCAAAAAACGGCUCCUUUGAACUAAAGCCAAGUGGAGAGCUGCAGUGCACGUUUAAAAUUUACCUUCCUUAUGGUAAUCGAGUGGCUAUGAAUUUACAAAUCGGAGAUAGUACAUCUACUGGCUCUCCCGAGACAGGCUCAAGUUUCCAGGACAACAAAAACAGCGACAGCUUGUGCAACGGGUUGCUCACCCAGCUCCACGACGGCGGCAACACAUGGUCCCAUUGCACGAUAGCGGGAGACGCGGAGAGACAGAUCGAAAUGGUGUCGAGGGAAAACAAAGUAGUGCUAAAAGUAUCUGUGCGUAGUGGAAGUGGGGGCGCGUUGGGAUUACGGAUGACGUACCGAGCGGAGCCGGUCGAAAGUAUCGUGGGUAUGUGCGGUUUCGGAUGGGUGGCACUUCGCCAAUUUUGUGUGUCCGCUCCGGAAGGACCCCGCCUGCCUUGGGCGCAGGCUGAGAUGGAAUGCACUCGCAGAGGAGGACAUCUGGCCAGCAUCAGGAACCAACACGAUCAAGCAGUUGUCGAUAGCCUACUUCUAAACAGGUUGGUUAAAAUUUAUGUUUAUUUACGUCUUUUUUGA